This is a messenger RNA of Ceratina calcarata, 7374 nucleotides long. It is a transcript of the gene Hr3, whose product is annotated as nuclear hormone receptor 3 ROR-beta. The record is from RefSeq and is a predicted model, not a curated record. The transcript has 8 exons. Gene Ontology annotation, molecular function: nuclear receptor activity; zinc ion binding; RNA polymerase II cis-regulatory region sequence-specific DNA binding. The coding region runs from base 3361 to 5274 and encodes 637 amino acids. Lineage: Eukaryota; Metazoa; Arthropoda; Insecta; Hymenoptera; Apidae. Gene Ontology annotation, biological process: regulation of transcription by RNA polymerase II. Gene Ontology annotation, cellular component: nucleus.
CCGAAACGAAACGCUCGGCUCCGAUACGUCAUCGGCACGAGCCUUUUUCAAAGGAUCGAAAGGGAUCCCGUGCGUGACGCGAUUCACGCGUGACCCAGCCGUGACGCGGGUUCUCGUACGAGUGUUGUUUUCGUAGUAACGCGGUGUGCUCCUGCCAGAAUCGAAGGGACGAACGGUCACGUACCAGUGAGCCAGGAUGACGGAGACGACAAUGACGUAAAACCCACGAGGCCAAGUGGAUCCGUUUGGCGACCCAACUCGUUUCGUACACGAAUACUGGGAUCCUUGGUCGAACUCUUACCUCGAUCAGUUCCCGAGAUCAGAUCCACUGUGCAACCCUUAAAAUCAUGAAAACGUUUAGUGACUUCUGCGUCCUGAUACCUUGAUCGAGGCUCCAAGGAUUGGACAAUGAUUGGUAUCGAGAAGACAUCGUCCGAGCGCGCAAUGAUCUUUCGUAGUGGACCCUUGUGCGAAUAUUUAUUCCUUGGAAAAGUCAUUUAGUCGACGACCUAACAGGAUUUCAGUCUGUCAGAUUUGGCAACAGACUCGAGGAUUGUUUUCCGCGUUAUCGUUCCUCCUCACAGACGGUCGAAAAAUUGUGAAUUUGGUAUUGAUUGAAGUGAUAAUACACGGUCGUUCCGUGAGAUGUAGACGAUGAAGGAGACUGAUCGACGAGUGAACGAAAUGAAAUUGUGAAGUAAUGGACAAAACACGAACGCGGAUUUCGAAUUGUUCCACUGUGUUGCACAAUGUCGUGUUGAAUGACGAGGCUGGUUGUUAACGGAAUAUCGACCGAAGACCGUAGCUACCGAAUUAGUUGAGGCGAAGGUCGCAAAUGAGCACAUGCACCUCGUAGUUCAAGAUUUGGAUCAGCCACCUUAAAGAGUAUCAGAGAUUUCUCUGAUUUAGUAUAAAAUCUGUAUUAAACGUAUCGGCUGCAAAGCACAACGUCAACAGGCCUUUCCCGAAAGCUUGGAGAAAUCAGACGCAACAGUCAUUCGUGCAAAGUGUUUUCAUUUUUCGAAUAAUCGUGUCUUUUAUCCUCUAUGCGUACUAUACGUCUUCGACAAGGAGAAUAUAAAAAAGCGAAAUUUUGACUAUGUGUGCAUCGAUAAAUUAGUGCGUCCAGUUUAACAAGCAGAAACAGUGAAACCGAAAGUGUGAACUGGAUGAAACUCCCUCGGAGAACAGUUCUCUGAACGAGACCUACUGACCUAUCGACUCGACGACCCUUCCCUCUUUCUCUCACGGAGGCGCUUUUUUCACUUUUAUCCUGUAAUCCGUGAAUAAAGAAUCGAAUAGUUAUAUUGGCGCAUCAGAGGACACCGACCGGUGGAGAAAGCGGCAUUAGGAGGCCGAGGGGCGAACAUAGCUGCGCGUACGAACGCGUUAGUGAAUCGAAGAGGCUCGCGUUCUUUGAACGAGACCCACUGACCUAUCGACUCGCCACUCUACUCUUACCCUCGGCGCGUGUUUCUUUCUUCGCGCCACCCUGUUUCAGCUUCUCUUUCCCCCAUAUUCGCUGGCGUGUUGCGUGUUGGCCAAUUCGUAAUUCCAUUUCGUGUCUACCUCGACACGGGGUUGAACGUUCUGAGGAUAUAAAAGGGGAGUAGGUACCAAUAGCAGCACACAAUUAUAAGACAAACGAGUGCCUAAGUGUUUUUUUUUUUCUCAAUCGAUACUUUCCACGACUGAACAUCGUAGCUAUAACUAUUUCAAGAUUCUCUAUUCAUUUCGACCUUCACAAUUUGUUGUCCAUUGCUCUGCUUUGGAGAUUUUUUACUUUAUUUUAUUGGCGACUGUUGCCUCGUUAUCACGCUCAGGGAAUAUUUACCUGACUUGUUUUUUGCGUUUCUCGUUUCGUCGUUCUUAAAUCAUUAAAUAAUUAAUAGGAUAUCGCCAAUACAAGGUGAAGAGUGCCUAAAAUUUUAUGCCUUCUCGACUGAUUAUUGAUACAUGGACACGUAUAAAUCGUUGUGCAACCCCUGUGUCUUGUGCUCGCGUUUAAUUGUUCCCAUAUUUUCCUUCGCCUUUUCGCGAAAGAGAUCGUGAAACGAUCAUAGUUCUUUCAUUCACGAAUGAGAAGGAUUGAAAGCGUUCGCGAUCGAUACGAUAUACAGUGCCUCGAUUAUUCUUUUCUCUCGACUGAUCGACAAAGAAACAUAUACACUGUUGUAACUAUAAGCUUCCCUGAUUUAUCGCGGUUUUUCGCUUGACGUCUUUGGGUGUGUCUGAAUUUCGUUCACUUCGCUCUCUCUCUCUCAAGUUCCGAAGGGAACUGAACAUAUAAAUGAGCACCAGAACUUUAUAAAGAUGACUGAAAAUUAUGGCAUUUUAUCGCAAACAAAACGCUUCCAACGUUAUGCAAAUUCGUACUUUCGACUUGAAAUUCUUCCUCUUGAAAUUGUUAACAACCUUUUGAAAGACUCCUUCCCUUGGUCAUUUCGAUAUUCAGGGAACGACUCGUAAUUAACAACCGUAGACUGACACUGACUAGCUGUGGUCAUAAGAUAAAAAAUAUGAAAGUCAUCAGAAACUUGUCGUUCACCGAUUAUCUUCUCGUCGUCGUUUAUUCAGAUGAUAGUUUCAAUGCGCGUUGAUUCGAUCAUUUGAAUACGAGCACAAGAAGCAUAGAAGUGUGUCGUUCAAUAACAGGUUGUGAACUUAAUCAAACUUUCGUCGAAUCAACUAGUACCAUCGUUCAACCGGUGUAUCAGAAGUUUUUUAAUCUCGUUCGUGAGAGAGAUGGCAUCCAAACCGUAUUUCGAAGCCGUCGUAAUGUCCUCUGACGUUAAACGGGAUUGCGUGGCGAGUGUCGAGGAAUUCUCUCCUUGUAAGAGAGUAGCGUGCUGGUUCAGGCCAUUGACAACAAUAGCCUGAUCGUAAAACCGGGAAGGUACGAUCGAAGAGAAGGAAAGUAUCAGCAAUAAAUCAAGACUGGAGAUACGAAGAUAAAAAAACAGCGUAUGAACGUUACCGAAGCAAGAGUAAAAUCUGUAUAAAAAUACACAUACAUGUAUCUCACAACGUACAAACGAAAAACAUUAAUUCAUGAUCGAACGGUGUGACUAAAUUCGUUAAUCGAAUGAAAGCCGUGCACAAAACACGAACCCAGCAACAGUUUAUCACCUCAUUCACGCAGGCAAGACUGAAACGUGUCUGAUCCAAUUCGUUCAGCAUCUAUUCGCCUCGAAUCGCUAAAGCGAAACAAGAACUGUGCGACAGUUGAUCACAUUUUAAUCGCGUUUCUCCUUCGAACGCUGCAAGAAUGUUCUGGUUGUACACAAAAAUUUAAAAUAAAAAAACUACGCACGGAUACGAAAAAUCGAAGAGAGAAACAGAAUAAAGGAAACGAAAGAAAUGGCGGAAAGCGCGGCCAGUCCGGGUUCCGUGCAGGUGGCUGCGAAUAGUCCGCAGCAACAAUCGCAACAAACACAACAGAAUCCACAACCGCCGGAUAUAAGCAGCUCGCAGUUGGCGUCACCACCGAUCACGGGCACAGGUACGAAUAGGAAACGAUCGAGAUCUUCCGCCCAGAUCGAAAUAAUCCCGUGCAAGGUGUGCGGCGACAAGAGCAGCGGCGUUCAUUAUGGUGUGAUCACCUGCGAGGGCUGCAAAGGCUUCUUCAGGCGGUCCCAGUCGUCGGUCGUCAACUAUCAAUGUCCACGGAACAAGAAUUGCGUGGUCGACCGUGUAAACAGAAACCGGUGCCAGUACUGUCGGUUGCAAAAGUGCCUACGCCUCGGCAUGUCCAGAGAUGCCGUUAAAUUCGGGCGCAUGUCGAAAAAGCAGCGGGAGAAAGUCGAGGACGAAGUUAGGUUCCACAAGGCACAAAUGAGAGCGGCCUCGGAGACGGCGCCCGAUAGCAGUGUAUUUGAACAUCAGACCCCAAGCAGUUCGGAUCAACAUCAUCCUUACAACGGCGGGUAUGCAUAUAGUAGUGAAUACGCAUCUCCCGGCCCCGGCACGGGUGGGUCGGGAUAUUACAAUCAUCAAGCGAUGACGAACUACGAGCUUAGUGCCGAUUACGUCGACAGCACGACGACCUAUGAUCCACGACCGACGCAGACGCAGGUCGCGGACACUGUCGCCCCUGAUACGCCCUCCGCAGUCACCGCGACUGGGGUACUUCCCAGCGUGGUCACAACCGGAAAGUCGCUGUCUGCCUCGACGACCGGAAGCAGUACGGGGGGUAGUGGUGGAGGUAGUAGCGGCGGUGGCGGUGGUGGCGGUGGUAACGGUGGUGGAUCCGGUGGCGGCGGCUCGGGUGGUGGAGGAAGCGGUUCUGGCACUGGGAGCGGCGCGGCCGCCGGUGGCGGUGGCGGUGCCGGUUCCUUGAGCGGGGGUGGAAUCGUUGCUGUGAAGCAAGAGACCACCGUCGAACUGGCCAGCUUAGGCCACGGCUCGUACACGAUGGUCGACUCGACGACCUUUCUGAGCGGUCAGCAACAGAGGGUCAGCAAUCCAUCCGAGGACGACGAAGUGCCGAGUCUGCCCAGUAUGUCCCAUGCGAGAUAUCCGGCACAGAUCAGCGAGCUGCUUUCAAAAACGAUAGCGGAUGCACACGCGAGAACGUGUUUGCUGUCGACGGAACAGAUCCAGGAGUCUUUCCGGAGGCCGCACGACCUCUCCAGACUGAUCUACUACAAGAACAUGGCGCACGAGCAGCUUUGGCAAGAAUGUGCUCAAAAACUAACCACCGUCAUCCAGCAGAUCAUCGAAUUCGCUAAGAUGGUUCCUGGAUUCAUGAAACUCUCGCAGGACGACCAGAUUGUUCUAUUAAAGGCUGGUUCCUUCGAGUUGGCUGUGCUACGUAUGAGCAGGUACCUCGAUCUCCAGCAGAACUGUGUCCUCUAUGGUGACACUAUGUUACCACAGGAUGCGUUUUACACGACGGACACGGCAGAAAUGAAGCUCGUCUCUUGCGUGUUUGAGAUGGCCAGGAGUAUUGCCGAAUUGAAGCUUACGGAAACAGAACUGGCUCUUUACAGCGCAGCGGUUCUUCUUAGCCCCGAUCGGUCGGGACUGAAAGGGCUCCCGGAAAUCGAGAGACUGUCACAGGCAGUGAUCAAGGCGCUCAGGUCGGAGUUGGAUCGCAACCAUGUGUCGCCCAUAAAGGGCGAUGUGACGGUGUGCGACGCGAUCCUCGCGAAGAUACCCCAGUUAAGGGAGAUCUCACAGCUGCACAUGGAUGCUCUGGCGAAGUUCAAACGGUCGCAGCCGCUCCUCGAGUUCCCGGCCCUCCAUAAAGAGCUUUUCAGUGUCGACAGCUGAACGAUCGACGCGGCGCAGGGCGUCCCGACGCUGACGAACAAAGCGGUACGCGAGUAGCGCCGGGCCUUGCUCUGUCAAGGUGAGUUCCACCGUCCGGAAAAAAAAAAAAAUGAAAGAAAAGAACGGAAUGAGAAAGCUGGGUGAAAACGGCGGAGAAGGCGACGCGUAUCGACGAUGACGACGACGACGAUGAGUUGUUGCGAGGUCGCGCGUUGCCGCUGUCUAGGAAGUGUCGCUCUGAUAAGCCGGAGACGCGUUCUUGUUAGGGUCGAUCGUCGCGUAUUCGCGCGGUGUGCGUCGAAGGGUUCAGAGAAUGGUGCGAGUAACGAUGAGAGGCUAUCGCUUGUUGUUCUUUACAUUCUCUCCGAUUUUCGACUUUUUUCUCCUCGUUCGUUCGAGAAAAGCGCACAACCUCCAAAAGAUGAAUCGCUUCGGAGGGCAGGAGUAGAAAACGGUUUCCUCGUUUUUUUAAUCGUACCAAGUUAAUGCUUACACUUACUUUCGUAGUUUUAAACGGGAAGCGUUCGAGGAAGAAAAAAAGGAAACGAAAGCUUUUAGUUAGAUAACAUUUAAUUUAUGAAGAACUUCGUUGUAUUUAAUUCCAGAUCUAGUAGAGUAACUAGUAUUUUUUUUCUGUAAUGUGACGAAACGAUCAGACACAUCGUUAUACGCUUAAGUACAAAAAUUUUACGUUUCAACUCAAACAAUUGGGUGGGGGAUGAGUUCUGUGCUUCGUUCGUCGCUUGCACGACGUUCUUAUAAGCCCUUCGAUUUAACAACAAUUAAAAUCAUCAUUUAAAUUCGACAUGAUGUCGCGAACGUAAAUGCAUACGAUUCAAAACGGAACAAAUGGUUGUUAAAUUACGUAUUGUACAUAGAUUUCUCUUUGAUUUCGCCCCUAUUUAUGACACUGUGUAACGAUAGAGCAGGUCCAUUUCGUAAUCGAGAUAACGGAACGUCUCUACUCACCUCCUAUCUGUAAGAUCUGCGUAAAUACGAUUUCACGAUUGCCCAGACAAUCGAUUAUCACGUUUGGGUUUUCAUCACGUUUUGUAUCAUGAAUCAUGUGCAAACGGACUCGGCUUUUAAAACGUCACCAACUCGACCGGGAACAAGUAACUGCGGUUAAUUUGCGAUAAAUUCCGUCGUUCAUUUUCUUUACCUUUUAGAGUUCGCUGUUAUAAAGAGGAAAAGAAAGGAGCACGCAACUUGUAUUUUUUCGGUCAGAAACUACGUACUGCUAUUAUGAUCAUUAUUAUAUUACAAUUAUUAUUACUGUUACUAUCAUUAUUAUUAAUAUCACAACUAUUAAUAUUUUUUUAAUUUUAUUACAUAAUUUUUUUUGUUUUGUUUUUCUUUCUUUUGAGAGCUUCCGACUUUUCCUUCUUCCAGUGUGUACAAACUAUUCUGUAGAAUAAUUCGAAUUAAGUUCUCUCCUUUCUUUCUUUACGUUCUGCAAAAUAUUAAUUAAUCUUACUCGUUAAGUAAAAGUUACCUUGGUGUUUCUGAAAGGAAAAUACAGGGUUCCUUUUUUCCGCGAUGGAAGAUAAAAUUUGUACGAGUUCAGAGUGACGGAAACGCGAACGAACAGAGUCUACCGGGUUUUCAAACGCGUUUCCUUGACCACGCGCGUUUCGGUUUCUUCUCGACGUAGUAUACAUACAUAAACUAACUUAUUCUCAGCUUAUUAAGUUCUCAUACGUACGGAACGUUAAAAUGGUACAUUUUAUUAGCUGUUAUUAUACAAAUCGACAUGUUAUUAUUGUAAAGCAAAUAAAUUUUCACUUAUACACGUUUUAAACGUCCCAAUUUUAGGAUGAUUUUGUAACAAAUAAUAAAGUAUUAUAAGCGACUUAAUUGUUACAUGAUGUGCUUUUUCUAACCUGUGGAAAUUUGUGUAUUAUUACGUAAGGAUCAUUUUGUCAUUCGCGUCCAAGCAUAAUUUAAUUAAUCGUUUCACCUACUGAUUCCGAUCGAAAUGAGAAUAGCGAUUGGCUGUUGUUUUAUGAUUUUCGCUCCUGACGUGCGUAAUCGUGAUACGACACAGAAAUUGUGUUCAUCGUAUAUUGUACAUAUUGUAUAAAAGAUAAUGGAAAUGUU